CACGCCCACCUCGCUCACGUGUAUUAUUUCACAAAAACAUCAGAAUCGCAGGAUGAAAAAUUAGAAAAAUUAAUUUAAAUUUGUUCGCCUUUCUAAUCUUACAAAGUUUGGUUUUCCCAUUGAACGCGAAGAAGUUGAUAGAAUGGGGAGCGCUGACGAAGGAUCAGACGAUGAGAGAACUGCAAUUCGGAAGGAAUUGUCUCACAUGACUUUUGAGGAAUUGAUGAAAUUGAAGGAGCAGCUUGGCACAAAAAAGUACGAUGAGGCUAUGUUUGGGGCGUCAAGCUCGAGAAGCAGAAAUUUGGAUCACAACAGGACAUUUAAAAGGGCCAAUAAAAACAGGCCUAGAGAAAUGUCAUCGAAAAUUAAAGUGGCGCCAAUCCUGGACGCAGGACUUCCGAAACAGAAGAAAACGCAGACCAGAGACCCCAGAUUUGACUCUUUGUGUGGAGAAUUUAAGGAAAAGGUGUUUAGAAAAGCGUACGGCUUUGUAGAGGACAUUAAAGUUCAGGAAAAGCAACAACUGAAAGAGGAACUGAAGAGUGAAACUGACGGCAAGAGAAAGGCAGAGAUCAAAUACCUGAUUCAAAGAAUGGAAAACCAAGAAAGAGAGUUAAAGAAUCGAAAGGCUAAAGAAGAGAAGGAGGACGUGGAGAGAAGAGAGAGGGUGGAAAUGCUGAAACGAGGAGAGAAACCGACAUUCCUCAGCAAAUCUGAAAGAAAAACUAAGGAGCUGGUUGAGAAGUUUGAAGAACUGAAGAAGAGUGGAAAAAUCAGCAAGCACAUCGAAAAGCACCGAAAGAAGAAAAUCAACCAAGAUAGGAAGAAAUUCAAAAUUCUUAAAUAAUAC
Neocloeon triangulifer is the source of this 850-nucleotide messenger RNA. RefSeq names its product ribosomal RNA processing protein 36 homolog. Lineage: Eukaryota; Metazoa; Arthropoda; Insecta; Ephemeroptera; Baetidae. Gene Ontology annotation, cellular component: 90S preribosome; nucleolus. Gene Ontology annotation, biological process: maturation of SSU-rRNA from tricistronic rRNA transcript (SSU-rRNA, 5.8S rRNA, LSU-rRNA). The record is from RefSeq and is a predicted model, not a curated record. The coding region runs from base 143 to 847 and encodes 234 amino acids. The transcript is spliced from 6 exons.